UCAGGUCGCCCGCGAGUGUCGCGCCGCCAGGGGUGGGAGUCAUGAGGCCAGGUCAGGUCGCCUGGGUGAAGCAGCGCUUCGUCGCCACCAAUAUUAGGCAGGGUGUCCGGGAGCCAGACGUGGUCAUCCGCCUGACCUCGGCGAGCAGGAGGAAGAACAACGAGGUGUCGUACGACUUCCGCACAGGAGAGUACGAGGCCGUGUGUGUGGACGACCCGCUCCUCCACCUCCUCACCCUGCCCUCUCGCAUCGUCCACAGGAGCGAGGCGCCCCCAGCACCCCUCCUGCUCCCCCCAGCCCUCCUAGACACCCCAGCUGACUCAGACGGGGAGGAGAGCGAGGCGGGAGGCGCCCAGGACGACCUGUACCCGGAGGUCGUGUCCAAGGACGACCUCGCCAAGAUCGACGCACAGCCCAACCCUUUCAACUUUAGCGA
Molecule: messenger RNA, 436 nt
Organism: Procambarus clarkii (red swamp crayfish)
Lineage: Eukaryota; Metazoa; Arthropoda; Malacostraca; Decapoda; Cambaridae
Source: RefSeq, a predicted model, not a curated record